GAGGGCCAUGUUGAAGUGGCCGGCUUGCUGCUGGCAGCUGGUGCCUCUCCUGGCCACGCCUCUCUAGAGGACUGCUCUACGCCUUUGCAGCUGUCAGCUCAGCAGGGCCACGUGCCCAUCGUGCGCAUUUUGCUGGAUGCGAGGGCCUCUGCGAACCAAGCCGCAGAAAACGACGGCACGACUCCUUUGCAUCUGGCUGCCCAGGAGGGCCAUGUGGAAGUGGCACGCUUGUUGCUGGAAGCUGGAGCUUCCCCUGAGCCAGAGCUGACAGAUGGUGCUGCUACUCCCCUACAUUUGGCAGCUCAGGAGGGACAUGUGGACGUGGCACGCUUGUUACUGGAAGCUGGGUCCAAGGUUGGUCAAGCAAAAGAAAACGGCACAACUCCUUUGCACGUGGCAGCUGAACAGGGCCAUGUAGAGAUGGCGCGGAUAUUGCUGGAUGCUGGAGCCCUUUGCGGGGCAGCCAGAACCGACGGUGUAAUGCCUUUGCAUCUGGCAGCUCAGGGAGGCCACCAGGAAGUGGUACGGUUGCUGCUGAAAGCUGAUGCCAAGUGUGAGGAUGCAGCUGUCCCUCUCGGAAUGACUCCUCUGCAUGUCGCAGCCCUGGCCGACCAUGUAGAGGUGGUGAGCUUGCUGCUAGAUGCUAGAGCUUGCUGCAACGCAGUCACCGUAGAGGAUGGCGCAACACCGCUGCACUUUGCAGCUGAGAAAAGCUACACGGCAGUGGUGCAAACUUUGUUGGGCGCCCGAGCAUCUUGUAAUGCAACCAGGACAGAUGACGGGGCCAUUCCUUUACAUUUAGCCGCUCUGUAUGGCCACGCAGAGGUGGUGCAAAUGCUGUUGGAGGCUGGAGCAUCUUGCAAUCAAGCUGCAGCAGAUGACGGCAAGGCUGCUUUGCACUACGCAGCCGAGUCUGGGCACAAAGAUGUUGUAAAAAUGCUGCUGGAUGCUGGAGUUUCUCGAGAUCAAGCCACCCCAGAUGACGGUUGCACGCCUUUGCAGCUAGCUGUUCGGGCCGGGCAUACGGAGGUCGUAUCCAUGUUGCAAAGCAAAGCCAGGAGACUGAGUUAA
Messenger RNA from Symbiodinium pilosum, 1071 nucleotides. NCBI's taxonomy places the organism in Eukaryota, Dinophyceae, Suessiales, Symbiodiniaceae. The record is from the annotation of a GenBank genome assembly.